AUGGAUCCCCUCAGCGUUACUGCCAGUGCUGUAGCCCUUGCGACUGCCGCGUUACAGAGCGCUAAGGCUCUUCACGACCUGGUUGAUGGACUCGCGGAUGCCCCACAUUCUGUUUCGCACAGCAAGAGCCUUCUUUCCCAGACCCAAACAACGUUAGGUACUCUAGCGCGAACACUCGAAACGAAUUGUGCGCCUGACACAGUCAAUUCCGUUCUCAAGGAGAUAGAGCUUAACAAGGUAUUGGAGUCGACAAAGUCUAUUUGUCAAGGAUUCACAGCUGCCAUGACAAGAGUUACCAGCCAUUCAACGGAUUCGCAUUUCAGCAAACGCGACAGACUCGUCGUAUACUUUCAAGACUCAAAGAUAAAUAAACUAAACAGAGAUUUGGCGGACUGUCAAAGAACCAUCACGAUGGUUCUAUCUUCAAUCACGCUGAUUGUUUCGAGCCGCACCUCUGGGAAUAUCGAUCAGCUUCAGACUCAAUUUGCUACACAGGAGAAGGCUCUAGCCAAUCUGAGUGCACAACUAUCGAUAAGAGAACCAGAGUCACAAGCAGAUGACGACGGCAUAGCUGAGGGAGACUCGAGCGCGCGGUUAACGGAUAGCCUUAGAGAUGUCUGCCAGAAGACUCUGUCGGCGACCCGCGCAUGCCGUACCGGGCAGAAGUUUGGUGAAAUGAAGACAGACGACCAUUCGAUUGCUAUGCAAGGGAUAGUCGGCGUGGCACAGCCAGGCGUGGACCAGUCGUUUGGCAGCCUAACGACCACGAAGAGUAGCCGUGCAUUUCAAGGGCAAAUGGAUGCAGGCUCUUUUAGCAACCUCUUCAGCAAAUGA
This is a messenger RNA of Podospora anserina S mat+, 834 nucleotides long. RefSeq lists its product as uncharacterized. NCBI's taxonomy places the organism in Eukaryota, Fungi, Ascomycota, Sordariomycetes, Sordariales, Podosporaceae. The coding region runs from base 1 to 834 and encodes 277 amino acids. The transcript has 2 exons. The record is from RefSeq and is a predicted model, not a curated record.